AAAAGAUAGAUGUUUAUGGAUCACAAGGGGAAAGGGGAAAGUGGCUUUUUCUUCAAUGAUCACAUUGUGCUUAUAUUGUUUAAAUUAUGAAAAAAGGGUUUUAUAAUUUGUUAAAGCUCUUCAAGGUGCUGAUAUAACAUGAAAUGUACGAAGCAAGUGAUUUAAAAUAGCUUUACAUAACCUUUCUUGGAAGAAUGAUUCAUAAGCAAGUGGACUGUUGUAAUCAGAAGAAUGAAGAGGUACCGAAAAAGGUUGUGGCAUUAAAAAGUCAAUCAAACUGAAGUGAGAAGCAUCAUGUCUGUUUCAAUGCGAGAUUUGGAUCCAGCCUUUCAAGGAGUCGGACAGAAAGCAGGAAUUGAGUUAUGGCGCAUUGAAAAUUUUAAGCCAGUUCCUGUCCCGCAAUCUUCCUAUGGUAAAUUUUAUACAGGGGACUCCUAUGUUAUUUUGAAGACGAAUGCUUUGAAGAGUGGUGUCUUACGUCAUGACAUCCAUUAUUGGCUUGGUAACGAUACAAGCCAGGACGAAGCUGGCGCUGCAGCCAUAAAGACAAUUGAACUUGAUGCAGCUCUUGGAGGGCGUGCUGUUCAGUAUCGUGAAGUACAAGGACACGAAACAGAGAGAUUUCUUUCUUACUUUAAACCAUGUAUUAUACCUCAAAGUGGUGGUGUUGCAUCUGGUUUGAAUCAUGCAAAACCUGUAGAACACAAGACCCGCAUGUUCGUUUGCCUAGGAAAAUAUGUGGUUCAUGUAAAAGAGGUUCCUUUUGCUCGAUCCUCACUCAAUCAUGAUGACAUCUUUAUCUUGGAUACUGCACACAAGAUAUUCCAGUUUAACGGGUCGAAUUCAUCCAUUCAAGAAAGGGCUAAAGCACUUGAAGUCUUACAGUAUAUAAGAGAUACUUAUCAUGAUGGGAAGUGUGACAUAGCUACUAUUGAGGAUGGAAGGCUGAUGUCUGAUGCGGAAAGCGGAGAAUUUUGGGGCUUUUUUGGUGGCUUUGCACCACUUCCUAGGAAAACACAGACAAAUGGUGUUUUAAGUACCAAUACACUUCCUACUAAGCUAUAUUGUGUUGUGAAGGGUCAGGCAGAACUAGUUGAUGCUGAACCCUUGACAAGGGGGUUGCUAGACACAAAUACGUGCUAUAUACUCGAUUGUGGGGUAGAAAUUUAUGUAUGGUUGGGGAGAAGUACUUCUCUUAAUGAAAGGAAGGCUGCAAGUGGAGCCACAGAAGAAUACGUACGUAGUCAGGAUAGACAAAAAUCUCAUAUAAUUUGUGUGAUUGAAAAUUUUGAGACUGUUGCAUUCCGGUCCAAGUUUGACUCAUGGCCUCAGUCAACUGCUGUCACAGUCUCAGAGGAUGGUAGAGGCAAGGUUGCUGCACUUCUAAAACGCCAAGGGGUCAAUGUGAAGGGUCUACUAAAAGCUGCUCCAACUAAGGAGGAACCUAAACCCUAUAUCGACUGCAGUGGGAAUUUGCAGGUUUGGCGUGUGAAUGGUCAACAAAAGAUUCUUCUUCCAGUCUCUGAUCAGUCAAAAUUUUACACUGGAGAUUGCUAUAUAUAUCAGUAUACGUAUUCUGGAGAAGAUCAAGAGGAAUGCCUUAUUGGGACUUGGUUUGGAAAGCAGAGUAUCGAGGAAGACAGAAUAUCAGCUACCUCACAGGCGAACAAGAUAGUAGAGUCCCAAAAGUUUUUGGCUGCACAGUUGCGAGUUUAUGAAGGAAGGGAACCUAUGUUGUUCUUUGCUAUCUUCCAGAGCUUUAUGGUUCUAAAGGGUGGUCUUAGUGAUGGAUACAAGAAAUGCAUAUUAGAGAGCGAACUUCCUAACGGAACUGGCAUAGGGGAAGAAGUUGCACUAUUCAGAGUUCAAGGCUCCGGACCAGAAAACAUGCAAGCGAUCCAACUUGAACCGGUGGCUUCUUCUUUGAAUUCCUCCUACUGUUACAUAUUACACAGUGGUUCUUCUGUCUUCACAUGGAUUGGGAACCUCACAACUCCUGAGGAACAGGAACUUGUCGAGAGGCAACUUGAUGUCAUAAAGCCAGAGAUGCAGUCCAGACUGCAGAAAGAAGGCUCAGAAUCUGUAGAGUUUUGGAAAAUGUUAGGUGGAAAAUCUGAAUACCCAAGUCAGAAAACAACAACGGCUACGGAAAGCGAUCCACAUUUGUUCUCAUGCACAUUUUCAAAAGGAGAACUUAAGGUGACUGAGAUAUACAACUUCAACCAGGAUGAUUUGAUGACUGAAGAUAUAUAUAUUCUCGACUGUCACUCCAGCAUCUUUGUUUGGGUAGGCCAACAGGUUGAUCCCAAGACCAGAACUCAAGCUCUAGUUAUCGCGGAGAAAUUUCUGGAACGUGAUUUUCUUCUUGAGAAACUACCACUUCAAACUCCACUAUAUAUCAUAAUGGAAGCAAGUGAACCGCAAUUCUUCACACGCUUCUUUACAUGGGAUUCGACCAAAUCAGCUAUGCAUGGAAACUCAUUCCAGAGGAAGCUAUCAAUACUGAAAAAUGGAGGUCGUCCAACAUCCAACAAUAAGCCAAAACGAAGAACACCUGUCUCAAACGGAGGUCGAUCUGGAGCAGUGGAACAACCACAACGUUCAAGGAGUGUAACGUUUAGUCCUGAACGAGUGCGUGUAAGAGGCAGAUCUCCAGCCUUUGUUGCUCUUGCUUCCACAUUUGAGAACCCAACCGUAAGACAUCUGUCAACGCCUCCACCACUUGAAACCAAGAUCUAUCCAAAAUCCAACGGCUCAGAUUCCUCUAAACCAGCUUCAAGGUCAACAGCCAUUGCGUCACUCACUGCCACCUUUGAACAACCUCCACGUGCAAAGUUUAUACCCCGUUCUAUAAAAGUGACGUCUGAGCCACCAACAAAGACCGAAACGAUAUCCAAUGGGGAUUUAAAAAGCAGUAGAAUAGAGACACCAACCAUACAAAAAGAUGCGAAAGAUGUUGAAACCGAAGAUGAAGAGGGGCUUACAUUAUACCCAUAUGAACGCCUUACUGUAUCAUCCACCGACCCUGCUCCUGAUAUUAAUAUCUUCAAGCGCGAGACAUAUCUGUCGUCAGCUGAGUUCAGAGCAAAAUUUGGAAUGGCUAAGAAUGCUUUCUACAAGCUGCCAAAAUGGAAACAGAAUAAGCUGAAAAUGGUGCUUCAUUUGUUUUGAGAUAACCGUAAAUUCGUUAAUAUUUGAAUCGGUCUUCUCAGAAGCUUGAGCUGAAGAUGAAGAAACAUGUGCCUGCAAAUUUCGUAGGCGGGUCUGUUUUUCAUUCUUUUAGUGUGAUACGCAUCAGUGCAUACACGUUUGUUUUCCGGUUGAUACAAGACUUUUAAAGCAAAUCGCAUUCAGUUAUGUAAAUGUAUAUUUGUAUUUCUCAUUCUUUACACUCUCAGGUUUGUUAAAAGCUUGUUUUUUUUUGGUCAUUCCAUCAUAUAGUUGUUGGUUUCAUCAGAGACCACAUUCAUUGUUGCAUUUAUGAAUGCACACAUUGUUUAGAUUGUAUUGUAUAUUGUGGAUAGAAAUGUGUAAGCGCGAGUGUAGAGACCAAUGAAAUGUCUAUAAUGAAGUGUGAUUACUUUUAACCA
This is a messenger RNA of Helianthus annuus (common sunflower), 3590 nucleotides long. RefSeq names its product villin-4. The coding region runs from base 295 to 3171 and encodes 958 amino acids. NCBI's taxonomy places the organism in Eukaryota, Viridiplantae, Streptophyta, Magnoliopsida, Asterales, Asteraceae. The transcript has 24 exons. The record is from RefSeq and is a predicted model, not a curated record. Gene Ontology annotation, molecular function: actin filament binding. Gene Ontology annotation, biological process: cytoskeleton organization; actin filament severing.